UGAAGCAUCUCAUUCACAGAACAGACGAUUUAGAAAAUUGUUCGAGAAGAGACAAUUUAAGAAUCAUUGUUCUACCAGAAGACCAUGACAAAAGAAAAAGUCUGGACAUAAUACUAUAGGAAAUUAUUCAGGAAAACUGCUCCAAUAUCCUAGAACAAGAGGGGAAAGUGGAGAUUGAAAGAAUCCACAGAUCACCUCCUGUAUUUAAUCCCCAACUGACAACACCCAGGAAUGUUAUAGCCAAAUUCAAAAACUAUCAGACCAAAGAAAAGAUGUUAUAAGCUGCCAAGAAGAUGCCAUUCAGAUACCAUGGAAACACAGUGAGGAUAAUGCAGGAUCUGGCUGCAUCCACACUGAAGGACCAAAAGGGGAAAGUAUGGUCAUUCAACACAAUAGAAGAAUUCUAAGCAUUCGUAAAGAAAAGACCAGCCCUGAACAGAAAAUUUGAUGUCCAAGCACAAAACUCAAGAGAAUCAUCAAAAGGUGGUAUACUCUGAAAUCAAAACCAGGGAAGAAGGAGAAAGACCGAGGAGAAAUUGAGGUGGACAUCCAGUUUAUGAGAAACAACAUAACUGCCAGCAUGUUUGAUCUGUCCAUGAAAGAUAAGUCUCGUAAUCCAUUUGGGAAACUGAAAGACAAAAUUAAAGGGAAGCGGCAUGAGGAACCUUCUGACAGUGCCUCAGCCAUCAUCCCAAGCACCAUGAACACAGUAGACAGUGAUGAUGACUCUCCUACAAAAGACAAGAAGAAGAAAUCAAAGAUCAAAACCUUGUUUUCUAGGUCUGGUUUACAGAAAACACCCCUUUCCCAGUCCAUGUCUGUACUUCCUACAGCUAAGCCAGAAAAAUUGACCCUCCGCCCAGGAGACUUCCAGUCCCAAUGGGAAGAUGAUAUGGAGGAUGAGUCCUCUUCACCCUCCAACAGCAUGUCUCAUAGGAGAACAGCAAGUGCAGAUGUCAAGCAGAUGAACUUUACCCUUCCCAAGAAAGAAGGAUUAUCUUUUUUUGGUGGUCUUCGGUCUAAGAAUGACCAACUUUCUCGAUCUAAUGUGUGCAUCAAUGGAAAUCACAUUUAUCUGGAGCAACCAGAGCCCAAAAAUGAGACUGUGCCAAAAGACAGCACCCCAUCUUCUUCCCCAUCCCCUCAAGCCUUUAGGAAGAAGCAUUUGUUUUCUUCUACAGAAAAUCUGUCAUCCAGAUCUUCUAAGGAAUCAGGGGAGGCAGGGAAGAUGUCGCUGGACUGGCAACUGUCUGGGUCUCUCCCAAAAGAUUCUUUGAAAUCUCUGACUCUACCAUCCUACAAACCACUAGUUAGUGGAGAUGUGAAUGUGACCCCUGUGAACAUGGAAAUUGAAAAGGAGACUAAGGAGAACAAGAAGCAAGAGAACAAGAAGUCCUCUUUGCUCUCUUUGGUCACAGGGAAAAAGGAUGCUCUGAAGAACAGUGAAGCUGAAAGCAACACUCCUAGUAUUUUGGUGAAGGAAAAGGAAAUCACACCUAUGGAAGCCACAGCAAAGGAAAAAGAGGCAGGGCUUGUUGAAAUUCCAGUGGAAGACCUUGAUGACAAGCCUGAGGAAGACUUGUCAGUCUCUGCCUCCAGACAGAGCAAAUCACUGAGCCCUACUGAGGAAGUACCCAGGAUGCAAUCUGGAGCAGAGCCCGAGCCUAGUCAUAAACCUAGGCCACCUGCCCUUUCUGCAAGAGGACCCCAGACCAAAGCUGUCAAACCCAGACUGGGAGUUUCUCCAGAGGCUCAAGCCAAAACCAAGUUUCCUCCUCUUUCUGAUCCUUCUCUUUUCUUUUCUACUACCUCUUCUGGUUCUAGCCUUGAUUCCCUGCUUUCUAAACUGGGGCAAGAACCAGAGACAGAAUCUUCAAAAAACCUUUCUGUCCUUUCUUCUUUCUCACCUCCUACCAUAGGUCCUGUUUCUACAUCUACUCCAAUUGAAAACUGGCCUUUUUCUCCUGAGAGCCAGGCUAGUUCUGAAGGACCUUCUUUCCUUCUUGCAAUGGAAUCUCAAAAAGAGGGCUUAAUUCAAGUUUCAAAUACUUUCUCUGGUUCCCCAGAAUUACUCAAUAAACACUCUGCAUUGCAUGAAGGGGAUGGCAUCUCUGUAGAAGAUACUGGGGAUGUAGAUGUAGAUAAGAGUAAAGGGAACAGGGAAUCCUUAAAAUCCUCUCUGGAGAUAUUGGAAAAUGCAAAUAAGCACCUCACAAAAGAACAAAAAGAAGGAAAGGUCCCAGUGUUUCCCCAAGACAACAGACCAGAAUAUCUCCCUCCAUCUAAUGACUCUCAACUAAAUAGAAUUCUCAUUCAAGAUAGAAAUGAGGCAAUCAGGCAUCCCAGUGGAAAGCCUUGGGAAAAAGAAAAUAAAGAACUUAUAUCUUCCUAUGGAGCAUCUUUGGAAGACAAAGUCAGUGAUAAUGGAGUACUCUCUGCUAACAAAGGAGCUGAGGUGCUUCAUAAAAUGGAAAACUUGGCCACCCCAUCUGACUCUGUAGUUGGAAAAAGCAGUUUGACUGGCCUGCAUGAUAGGGAGGGACACAAGAAGAUCAAGAAGCGUGUUUCCUUUUCUGAGGAGCUUUUUCCAGAAGAAGAGGUAGAAAAGCCUAUUCAUUUUAUAGAAAAGGAGAAAAAUGAGGCUCUAGAGCUGAAGUCGAAAGCUCCAGUGAGUGAGAAGGAAAUGAUGGCAACUGAAGCAAGCAGUCCUGCUUUACCACUAAAAUCAGGAGCAAGGGUUUUUCUUGGACUCAGUCAUGAUGAACCAGCUUCCCAGACUGACACCUUUCUUUCCUCUGCUCCACUUCUGAGUACUGUAUUGAUGUCUGGGUCUCAUGGGAAGCAUUCUUCAGAAGAUAGGGCAAUGGAAGAUAGGGCCAGCUCAGAAAAGGUCAUACCAUUAUUCAAGAUUGAGCGAUAUGAAAAUUAUAGUGAGAAUUAUCAAAGCAAAGCCAGUGAUCAUGAAGGUCUACUGUCUGACCCCUUGAAAAGCCUUGACUCAGUUUCAGAUCUCAGAUCUCCAAUUAUGGGGGAUCUGAACCUGACACUUCCCUCUAUUCCAGAAGUAACAUCAGAUGAUGAGAGAAUAGACCAAUUGGAAGAUAUCAGAACAACUACAACCACAAAGAAUCAUCUGGAAACAGGAACACCAUCUUCCUACUCAUCAGCCACCUCUUUUGAGGAGGAAAACCAGAACCCUGAUGAAAAUGCCCUCCAAGUAGAGAAAACAGAAACUUUUGUUAACUCCUCCCUGUUGUCUUUAAAGCAGACCACAAUAUUACAUGAUGAGGAAGGCUUAGGUUUAGAUGAAAAGACCCCAGUCCCUGAGAGUUUGGAGAGGCAGGAACAGAGGGAGGAGAAUAGCCAUACUGAGGAAAGUAGGAGUCAAAGGUCACCUUCUCAGGACUCUUCUGUUUCGGGUCACUCCCUUUCUGAGACUCUUAAUGCAACACACUCUUUCCCUGGCUCUCUACACUCUGACACUUAUCAUACAAAUAGAGCAGAAUCUCCCCAAAAAACAUCAGCAGAGAGCCCGACUGCUAAAGUUGAAAAUUCUGGCAAGAGGAAGCAGCUCCGGGCAUGGGUUUCGCCCUCAGAGACGCAUCCAUUCCCAGCUCAGCCAAGUGGUGGAACCACUGUAUCUUCCAAGCACAGAACUCAUCCUGUGAAACCAAUGAAUUCAACAGUGACAAAAACCCUUCCCACCAGUUUAGGUACUGCUACCAUCAUUAGUGAGAACUUGCUCAAUGAGGCCAUUAUAAAGAAAUACAAGCCAUCUGAUCCUGAAUUCGCUUAUACUCAGUUAACCCAUGAUGAGCUGAUCCAGUUGGUCCUGAAACAAAAGGAAACAAUAAACAAGAAGGAGUUUCAGGUUCGGGAGUUGGAAGACUACAUAGACAACUUGCUCGUCAGAGUCAUGGAAGAAACUCCCAAUAUACUCCGUACUCCAGCACAGCUAGGGAAUAAAGCAGGAAAGAUGUGAGUCAUGGUAAUAAAGGAAUGAAACUUUUUUUGUGAGUUUGUUUACAUCUCCCUUUGAGGUCAUGGACUUCUAUAUGUUAGCCAGCAAAUAGGAUCUGAAUCAACUCCCUUUCCUAGUAAUCUGGCAAGAGAGUCCAUUCCACUGACUGAAGGCAAGUUAAUUAUUACAGUGAAUCCCUUAAUGUACUUUCCCAGAAUUUUAUUGAAAGACACUCUUCCUUUAAGUGCAUCAUAAAUAUUUUAAUCAUAGUAGGGGCAUAGUUACAAGAUCUAAUCUAGAGACCAUAGAUUCAGAUGGCACAGAAACUAUUAAUGCAUUUUUAACUCUAGGGUUUUCUAACUUUGAUGUUUGGAUAUCUCUCUUCCCUUUCAUCCCAGGUCGAUCGGUGAGCCUUUAUGCCACAGAGUGGCACUCUCAUUUUUUUGACUGAGUAGUGUAGGUGGAGCUUUCCUGGUCAUAGAUACUAAAUUUUGAUUCUUUGAAAUUUUUGAUACUGCUUCUUGGAUUUGACUCUGGUUGUUCCUUUAAUCCUUUUCUGAACUUACAUACUGGUCUUACAUACUGUGAUCUGACUGGGCUCAUCUGGUCUUUUCACUACAGGCUAUGCAAUUAGGAGUUAAAAUGGGAGAAAUUGGUAAUGCUUUACCCUUUUGCAUAUAGUCAGGGAGAUUCAAUAAAAAUCAAUGAUAUUUUGAUACCAGAUUCCUUCUGGGCAAGAAGAUGAUAGAAUUAUUGAAGGGAAAUUGAGACAGGUUAAAUCCUGAGGAGAUCCUAACCCUAAUGUCACAUAACUAUUAAGAGCCAGAUUAAAGCCUAAGUCUUAACUCACAAUCCAUCAUUCUUUCCAUAACACCAUGUCACAUCCUCAAAGUAUAUUGAGGGGCUGGGUGGCCUACACAUCAUCUGUAAGAAUAUUUUCCAAGUGCUUCUUCCUUCAGCUAAUUCCCAAAGUGGCUGCACUUAGUUCUCCAGUUUCCUCAAUAGUCUUAUCUUGAGAGAACAGGAUUUAUGGUGUUGGAGCAUGCCAUACAGAUCCUAGGGGAUGGGAAAUAGGCACCAAUCUGAGAGGCUCCAGAGUAAGAGUGCUUCUUGGCCCCAAUUGUAGUGAAAACUGACUCAUACUAGGUGAUUGAGGAAGUUACAGCCUUAACGUAUUUAGUAAUAAUUUUACAAAGCCUGGAGAAAUCAGAAAUUACUCAGAUGUUUGAUGCAAGAUCGUCUGCCUGUUUGCUUCAGUUUUCUACUGUUCCUUUUUUGUGGUUCCAUACCCAGGGGAUAAAGGAGGGAAGAGAAUAAUGUGAAUUCUUGGUGGGAAUUGGGAAAAGCAAAAAGACUCCUCAUUUCUAUAGGAGUUCUGUUUUUUUUUUUUUAAUUUUAAAAAUGAUAUAUUUUGUAUGACCCAAACACAAAACUAAGUCAUUUGUGCUCUUGUAUUUAUUGAUGCAAUUGGGAUAUUUCUGUAUUGUACAUAUUACCUAUAAUGUCUUCCUAUGGCAAGUUGUUUGUGGACCUAUACUGUGUCCAGGUACAGACUGAGAUUAUUGCUGACUAGUAAAGGUUGUUCAGUUGGGAAUAGAUUUGAGUAUAAAGUUAUUCCUGUUUUAAAGUUCCAGGAGUCCAUAGUGCUUGGAUUGGUGAAUGAGAAGGAAAUCUCUCCUUUUUUUAGGAUUGCUUUUGCUGCAGUAUUUGUUAUGUCAGAGCACUUUAAUCUGAAGGAUGGUACUGUAAUUUGAUUUAUUGAAAUAGUUUUUUCUUUAAAGUAUGAGUGGGUUCGCUUAAACUGUUAAAUUUAAUGUUCUACAACACCAGAGACCACUGUUGGCUUCUUUGCAGAUAAAUUGUAUUUUGUAGUGAUGCAAAAUAUAUUUAUAUAAACAUAUAUGAAUCUGUAUGUUCUCUUGAAUUCUGAAAAUGUACAUGUAUAUAUUUGUUCUUUUGUUUCUUUAUAUAAAACUUAUUUUUUACUGUGAUUACCCAGGUGUGCUGGAAAACUUGGGAGACAAAUUUGUUUUGCAGGGUUUCUUUUUUUAUAAGAGGCUGGAAUGUAGACAUUGGUUUGAUAAUCUUUCUAGGAUCUCAGGUAUGUAACAACAGUUAGUAUUGAGUGGGACAAUUUCAGAUGAGGAAAAUGGGCCCAAAAGCUACUUGAGGAUUGAAAAAAGGAGAGUGAAGGCAUGUUUGGUUCAAGUGCCUCUACUUCUUGACACUGCUGGGAAAAAACUCAGUCUUUAGCAAUACCUCACUAAGCAGUGGUAUGGAGGUCAUUCUAGUGGAAUUCCUGAAAAUCUCCUCUAAUUUAACUUACUUGCUGGAAAAACCUUAACCUUUUUUGAGCCAUUGGCAGAGUUUGGCAAGUUCUGGGCAGGUCUCAGGGGCUUUUAAAUAAACCAUUAGAAGAAUGAGGACUUACCUCCAAUGGCAGCCAAAUUGGUAUCUAGACUGAAAAAUGUUCUACACAUCUCAGAGGCAGGAGCUACUAUGUUUGCCAGUGCCCUGACUACCUUCUGAAAGGAAUCAGUGUCUUCAUAAGCACCAAAUUCAUUUAGAGAGUUGGACUCCUAGAAUAUCAAGCCUCUACCUAUAGACUAUUUUACACUGUGAGGUACUUAGAUUUGUUUAAACUGAGCUUUCUUUUCUCUUUACUGUUUUAUUUGUUACUCUUUCAGGACAGGGGAAAAAAAUAAUCUUCCCCUACCCAGGCUGAUGGUGAGAGAGAAAGAUUGAUUGAAUAUGAGAGAGAGAGAGAGAGAGAGAGAGAGAGAGAGAGAGAGAGAGAGAGAGAGAGAGAGAGAGAGAGAGAGAAUGUCCCAAUAAUAGGGACUAUCAAAAAAAUUCCGGAAUUGUGAAGGAGGAUCCUUGAUGCUUCUUAGCCAGUAGGAAGAUACAUAUUAAAGUUAUGAAGGAUCUAACUCAUUUUUUCAGUCACUGACUAAGUCGAUGCUGCCUCAAGAGCUGAAGGCUUCCUUGCCCUAAGCUGAGAAGCUAACCUAGUUCAUGGGGGACUUAUUACCAAACCUCAGUUUGAAUAUGGAUUAUCAUAGUCUGAUGCAGAAGUCAUUUGUGAAAUGAAAAUAUGUUGAAGGAUCACCUGGUGUCCUUGGAUUCUAUAAUAUAUGUGUUUGAUGUUUCCUGUAUUGUUUCUUUGGGACCUUUGUAUUUCUUUAACUGUUUUAAAGAACUGAACCUAAAAUCUUGGAGAACACUAAAUAAAUUGAUCCUGUUCUAA
Messenger RNA from Monodelphis domestica (gray short-tailed opossum), 7208 nucleotides. The record is from RefSeq and is a predicted model, not a curated record. NCBI's taxonomy places the organism in Eukaryota, Metazoa, Chordata, Mammalia, Didelphimorphia, Didelphidae.